This is a messenger RNA of Condylostylus longicornis, 912 nucleotides long. RefSeq lists its product as uncharacterized. NCBI's taxonomy places the organism in Eukaryota, Metazoa, Arthropoda, Insecta, Diptera, Dolichopodidae. Bases 84 to 809 code for a protein of 241 amino acids. The record is from RefSeq and is a predicted model, not a curated record. The transcript has 2 exons.
UUUAUAAAUCAUAAAUUUUUAUUUUAAUCUAAUCAUACAAAAUUUAAUAUAAAUUAAUAAACAAAAGAAGAAAAGCAAGAAUAAUGAGUGACAAUAAAAAUGUAAGACGUGUUAGUACACCAGAUGUAUCUGAUAUUAGUAGCUCAUCAAAGGAUCCCUUCCAUAAUUUUCGUUCAUUACGUUCUCAUCGAAGUCAUAAGCAAUUAACAAAAAAACCUAAAGUAUCAGUAAUAUUAGAAGUUGAUACUGAUGCUGAAUCAAAUGAUGAAAAUAAACCAAAGCAAUUAAAUCAAAAUAAACCGAGACCGGUAUCAAUGAAUAGUUUAAAAUUUGAUUUAGAACAACCGAUACGUAUGAGUAGUACAAGAGAUAGCCGUCGUAGUACAAAAAGUAUUGUUAGCACAAUAAGUACAAAAAGUCUUGAUUUAACAACAUUUAAUAGAAAUGAAUCAACUAAUUCCAGUCGUAAUAGUUAUGAUCGAACAAAAUUAAAAAGAUAUGAAUCUAGUUCCAGUCAUAAUAGCUAUGAUCGUACAGGUGGCACAAUUAAUGGUCAUUUAAAUAAUGGUUUUCAAAAUAGUAACAAUAAUUUACAUCGUUCAACAAGUUCAAUUCAUAGUACUGAAACUGGUCCACCAGUUGUCCGUGAACAAUAUUUUUGUUGUAGAAAAUGGUCAAAAAGAGAGAAAAUCUUAACAACUGUUGUUGCAACAUUAAUUAUUUUGGUAUGCGGUCUUGUUGUUGCUAUUGGUAUUGUUGCGGAAAAACGAGCUCAGAAAAACAGUGAAAAUUUCUUGUUAGCCCUUUGAUACCUGUGAUUUUUAUUCUAUUUGUUUUUUUUUUUUAGGAAAAAUUCUAUAAUUUUUAAAUUUUUAUUAGCUAUAAACUAAAAUUUAUUUAACAAAAAUAUUU